Molecule: messenger RNA, 1602 nt
Organism: Tetranychus urticae (two-spotted spider mite)
Lineage: Eukaryota; Metazoa; Arthropoda; Arachnida; Trombidiformes; Tetranychidae
Product: very long chain fatty acid elongase 1
Biological process (GO): sphingolipid biosynthetic process; fatty acid elongation, monounsaturated fatty acid; fatty acid elongation, saturated fatty acid
Cellular component (GO): endoplasmic reticulum membrane
Molecular function (GO): fatty acid elongase activity
Source: RefSeq, a predicted model, not a curated record
AGAGCGCGAGAUCAACCCAAAACCAUCAAAAUUCAUUUUAACUGACACUCAGUUCAAUGAAGCAAUAAUAUUUUAUCAUCAGAAGUCAACCAGAUAACAACAUUAACACCAGCAACAAAUAACAUCAAAUUUUGUGUGUUAUCGUGUUUAUAAUUUAUUCCAACCAAAUCUAAUCUUAAUUCAGUGAAAUUUAACAAUUAUUCAAUUUGUGAACAAACCACACAGAGACAAAAGAAAGCUAAACAGGCUAAAACAACAGCUAACCAGAGGAAGGGCUAAAACAAGAGCAAAUUAAUCAUCUGAUCAAUCUUUACCAGCAACAACGGCGUCAGCAAGUAUGAUGAGAACCAAUGAAACGGUUGACCGUUUCAACUAUUAUUACCAUGAUGUUUGGGAAGUCUAUGGUGAUCCUCGAGUUUCCAAUAUGCCUUUAAUGAAUGGUGGUCCAUGGACUGUGCUGGCAAUCACUGCAGUUUACAUAAUCUUUGUUAAAUAUCUUGGACCUGCUAUUAUGUCCAAACGAGCUCCUUAUGAUUUACGAUCAACCAUCUUUUGGUACAACAUUGCUUUGGUUAUUUUGAAUGGACUCUUUUUCAUCUAUUCCGCCAUGUUUACCCGUUUUGGAAUUCGAACCUGGCAGUGUAAUCCAAUCGAUCCAUCACAGUGGGAUAACGAGAUGAAACUGAAACUCAGUGUUGCCUGGAUUUUUGUAAUGUCCAAAUUUGUUGACCUUUUGGACACCAUAUUUUUUGUUUUCCGUAAAAAGUAUAACCAAGUCUCGGCUCUUCACGUUAUCCACCACUCUUUGGUACCAAUCAACUGUUGGAUGGGCUUUAAAUAUGUACCCUCCGAGUCGGCUGCUUUCAUGCCUUUCCUCAACUCCUUUGUUCACAUGGUUAUGUACACCUAUUAUGCUUUGUCAACUCUUGGACCCAAAGUGACACCCUACCUUUGGUGGAAAAAGUAUCUCACCCAAUUACAGAUUAUUCAAAUUGCUCUGGUUUCCAUUCACUGUGUCUACAUUGCCUUCCUUCCUUCAUGUAAAGUGCCAAAAUUUGUAUUCCUUAUUGCUUUACCUCAGGCUCUUUUGGUUCUCGCUAUGUUUUGCUCAUUUUUCAUCAAUUCAUAUCUCAAACCAUCACCACCAUCUAAAUCAUCUAUAUCAUCAUCAUCAACAACAACAGCAUCUUCACCAUCCACGGCCAAGGCUAAAUCCUCAUAAGAAACCUGAAUCUGCAACGAUUUAAGACAAAACAGGGAUUCAAUUAUUUUUAAUUGUAGACGACGAAAAACGAUAAUUUGAAUGCUGUAAUGAACAUUUCUCAUUACAUCGUUUAUUCAACAAUAUAAAUUUUAUACCAUCGAUUUUGAAAGAUUGACCCUAAACAUUGUAGGUGAGCCAAUAAAUCAUAAUCAAUUUCCCUGUUGACAAUCACAAGUAAUUUAGAAGACUUAAACAAUGAAAAUCAAGAAAAAAUCAAUCCUUUAAAUCAUCACUUCAAUCAUCAAAACAACGGAAAGCUCAAUCAACUUGUAAAUCCAAUGUAACUACAAUCAACUCUAAUAUAAGUCAUCAAGCUUAAUCUUUCUUCAUAAUCAUCA